AUGGGGUUAGAAAACAUUGUUAUACCUUCGUUUGUUGAUAUAUUUCUAAUCAUACUCAUCGCGGAGACAUUCCUCGGGGCACUGACCAACGUGUUCAUAAUCUUGGUUAAUGUGCAAGCUUGGAUGAAAGGCCAGACUCUGAAUUCUUCUGACCACAUUGUAGUAGCUUUGGCCUUCUCAAACAUGGGUUUCUCAUGCGUGAAUGCUGCCACUACUAUUUUUAUUGUCUUUUUCAAAGAAAUCUUGUUUACGAACAACAGUAUUUUCUCCAUAAUUUAUUAUAUAAUGUCUUACACCAUCUUCUCCAGCUCCUGGCUCAACGCUUGGCUCUGCUUGUUUUUCUUCUUAAAAAUAAUAAGUUUUAAAGAUGGCUGUCUUUCAUGGCUCAAAAUGAAUAUUAGCAGUGUGGUUCCUUGGCUGAUACUGAUAUCUCAAAUAAUAUCUUUUGUUAGCUGCCUCCCUUUGAUAUGGACAAUAACAGAAGUAUAUGCUGAUAAUACCACCACUGUCCUUGCAACUAACCAAACGACAAAAUUAACUGGGUACCAAAUAAACACUCUUUAUAAUUUGUAUUCGCUGGUCAUCAACUGCAUUGUCCCAUUCUUGGUGGUGAUGGUCACAACAGGUCGAAUUAUUACUUCUCUCUGCUCACAUACACGCCAUAUGAAGGACAACAUGGGGGAAUCUGGUGGCCCCAGUCUGAAGGCCCAUCAAACAGCUGCACGGACUAUGACAUCCCUCCUCAUUCUUUAUCUAAUCUUCUAUGUGGUAGAGGUAGCUCUUGGAUAUCUUCCAAUGAUUAGUCCCUUAUAUUGGGUUUGUUUUAUUGCAAUGGCCUCGUUUUCCACAGUUGAAUCUAUACUUCUUAUCAUGGGGAACUCCAAACUGAAGCAGGCUUGCGAGGGCAUUCUGAAACAUUGUAGAAAGACUGGCUAG
Molecule: messenger RNA, 936 nt
Organism: Pelobates fuscus (common spadefoot toad)
Lineage: Eukaryota; Metazoa; Chordata; Amphibia; Anura; Pelobatidae
Product: taste receptor type 2 member 40-like
Exons: 1
Coding region: 1-936 (311 amino acids)
Biological process (GO): sensory perception of taste; G protein-coupled receptor signaling pathway
Cellular component (GO): membrane
Molecular function (GO): bitter taste receptor activity; G protein-coupled receptor activity
Source: RefSeq, a predicted model, not a curated record